AUGCUCUGGACAGAAAUGACCUCACCUCCAAAAAAACCUCCUUUGAAAAACGUGGGGGCUAAGUUUGGGGGUGCCAACUCGAGCUCGAUCGAGUUGGGUGUAAAAACCAGAAAAGUGGUCUUUUGGAGCAUUCUGGAGCAUAUGGGACAGAGGAGCAUGGAGGACUUGGCACAUGGACGCAGCUCAACUGGAUACGCAAAGGAAGAAGGAGGAAGCCAUCUUGAAGACCAGCUCGACCAUCUACUCGACCAACCGGUCGAGUUCCUCAACUCGACCGGCCAAGCUUCAACUCGAUCGAGCUGA
Messenger RNA from Microthlaspi erraticum, 303 nucleotides. NCBI's taxonomy places the organism in Eukaryota, Viridiplantae, Streptophyta, Magnoliopsida, Brassicales, Brassicaceae. The record is from the annotation of a GenBank genome assembly.